GAAGCUGGUAUGUAUUUUGUAAGGGCAAGAGUCGAGAGAAGAAGAAUGGCGACUGAGAAUGAGAAGAGAAAGCGGAAAGAAAGUAGUGAUGUUAGAAGCAAAAAGAAGAAGAAGCAGAGAAGCGAAGAUGAAGAGGCGACGAAGCAGUUGCGUUUCUUUGAGUCGGCGAUGGGUAUUGAGCUUUCUUCGCUGGAGUUGGAAUCCCUCAAAGAUAAUAAGUGCAUUUUGGAGGUAUCAGAAGCCGCUGAUUCAGACGUGACAGUAUUGGGCAAAACUAUUAGGGCAGCGUUUGGCGCGUCUUGGAAAGAGGCUCUCUGCGAAGGGAAGCCUGUAGAGGGAAAAGUCAUUGCUGGAAGCCCCGCAGUUCUUAUCAUAACUUCUUCUGCUUUAAGAUGCAUAGAUCUCUUAAGAGGCUUUCGCUCUAUGACUGAACAAUGCCAUGCUGCAAAGUUAUUCUCAAAGCAUAUGAAGCUUGAGGAGCAGAUUUCUUUGUUAAAAAACCGUGUUAACAUUGCUAGCGGCACACCAAGCAGGAUAAAGAAGCUAAUUGAUGCUGAGGCGUUAGACCUUUCAAGGUUGCAAGUACUUGUGCUUGAUCUGCAUCCUGAUGUAAAGGGCUAUUCCUUGUUGACCCUUCCACAAGUCAGAGAUGAAUUCUGGGACCUUUUCAAGAAUUAUUUCUAUCAACCGAUGCUUCAGGGUCAUCUGCGUAUUUGUCUCUAUGGUUACCAGGUCUCUGUUCGUUUAAAGGCCAAACAUAAACAUAAACAAGGACAUACAAUUCCCGAUGCAUAAAUCCUCCAUCUUUUGAUUUAGGCAUGUAUUUUUUAAAUAUUAUUUUAUUAAGAUUUCAUUUCAUUUGCCUUUGACAGUCAUGUGUUUAAGCAUGUGUUUGACAGUCAAACGUUGUCAUGCAAGGGUCAGAUUAGUCAGUCAUGUGUUUAAGCAUGUACUUUCAUCUUUCGAGUUUGAACCGAAUACUCCUUCAUAUCAUUCACUUCUUGAAUUUACUAUUUCUUUAACUCAA
Molecule: messenger RNA, 1027 nt
Organism: Glycine soja
Lineage: Eukaryota; Viridiplantae; Streptophyta; Magnoliopsida; Fabales; Fabaceae
Product: protein CMSS1
Exons: 5
Coding region: 10-795 (261 amino acids)
Cellular component (GO): 90S preribosome; nucleus
Source: RefSeq, a predicted model, not a curated record